GCGUGCAGCGACUACUGAAAAAAAUUGAAACCACAUAAACCCUAAAGACUGGAGCUUGUCCUCCUCUGUCGCUGAAUCGCACGGCUACUCACCUGCCAUCCCUUUCAUUGCAGAACCCAUGACGAUGAAUUGAGCCAUUAGUCCGAGCGAAAUCCAAUUCCUGAAGUAGUUUCCGUCCUUGUCUUCAGUUUUUAUUGCAAAACCUCCAGCCAUUUGAUUCCCACCAUUGUCAUCUGCAGAGAAGUGGGAAGUACCGAUGUUGAUUCCAGUCUUAUACCCACAAUUGAUUAUCGUUGUCUCUUCAUUUUCGUCACUUGAAAAGUCUCAUCUUUGUCGGUAAUGUCGAUAUUAUUUCCUAGUCUCAGGAUCUCUCCUUUGAAAUGCAGUGUUGAACUGGCUGAAGGGACUAAUUUUGUAAAGCUUAAGCAUUAGUUGUCAUGGGGACUGAAGAGCCUAGAGAUCCACUGAAAGGGGUCGAUUGGAAAGCGAUAGGCACAGAGCUUCAGAACGACCCAAGUGCUGGAACAAAGCAAGCUGUAAAGAAGCGGCUUCCCAAAAGGAUUAGGCAAAUCCCCGAGAGCUAUUUCCUUCCUAGAAUGUCUUGGCCCUCGGCGAUUGGAUUCUAUGGAGCAUGCAUUGUUGGCGGGGUUGGUGCUGGCAUGCUGGUGGAGAUGUGGAUAAACAAGAAAGUCAAAGAGGAUGGAGGAGUGAUAUGGGAGUUUGAUAAAUAGAAACAGGCCGGUAGAACAUCAGUUGCAGGGAGUUGCAUGACAAAGAACUCUCACUCUCCACUAACAGACUUACUGAAGGUGCUUCUUGCGGAUCAUUGAUCUUCGAGACGUCUUUAUGCGCACACACCUCUUGCAGACGAAUUUUCUAGUCCUGGCAUGGAUGACUCACCCUCGGUCUCUGCAUAGAGGUUUCGUUUCAAACUCCAUCUUCUUGUGCCCGUGAAGUAUAGUAUCAGAUAUUUGUGUGGAGCUGCAUUGAGAAUCAGUUUUCUUACUAGGACGGCGAGGUUAUAUCUGUUGAGGAUUUUCUUUACCAAAUCAGGAUGAGGGUUGAAAUAUGAUCUUUCGGAUGAACUGAGCUGCAGUCUUGGUUUUUAAUGCGGAAUAGAAGUCUUUGAUCCAAGUUUGAAGCGAACCAUGGUGAAAUUAUGAAGUUGUAAGAAGGGGGUGUCUUUCUGCUUUUUGCAAACUGCUGAUCGUACUAAUGGUUGUAUUUCUGUUUCAUCGUCGAUUUCAACUAUUAGAUCUCGAAUCGCUAACGGCACCUGUCUCAAGUCUUGUUCGGGUUUCAGAAACAUCUAUCUGCACAGUGUGACCUCGUUUCGCAGUAGUGCAAGGUUGGAGCGGAGCUGGUUUUGCUUGGUUCUUUCAACAACAUUGCUGACUUGUGAGAGAGAUCACACAUGUUUAUGUGGCUGCUGUUGUUAAUUGUGGAAAACCAUCACAACCAAAUUGAAACAAAAGCCAGGAACAGGUGAAA
Messenger RNA from Linum tenue, 1491 nucleotides. The record is from the annotation of a GenBank genome assembly. NCBI's taxonomy places the organism in Eukaryota, Viridiplantae, Streptophyta, Magnoliopsida, Malpighiales, Linaceae.